This is a messenger RNA of Lampris incognitus (smalleye Pacific opah), 5358 nucleotides long. It is a transcript of the gene rexo1, whose product is annotated as REX1, RNA exonuclease 1 homolog. Lineage: Eukaryota; Metazoa; Chordata; Actinopteri; Lampriformes; Lampridae. The record is from RefSeq and is a predicted model, not a curated record. Gene Ontology annotation, molecular function: nucleic acid binding; exonuclease activity. The transcript has 16 exons. Gene Ontology annotation, cellular component: nucleus. Bases 39 to 3899 code for a protein of 1286 amino acids.
ACGCGUGCCCUCGGGUAUGAGAGAAACAUUUCGAGAUCAUGCUGAGAUCCACCGGUUUCUUCCGAGGGAUUGACUGUCCAUUUUACAGCGAAUACUGCGAAGGCAAAGGCGACAAAAAUGGGUGCAACAGACCAUACUGUCACUUCAGACACAGCCAACAGAGACGUGCGUCCUAUGAAGCAGCAGGCGAUGUUCGAAAGGAGAGAAAAUGUCACUCCAAGCAAAGUGAGCAAGGCUAUGAUCCAUACAACCCAGAGGUUGUAAGACCUGAGGAGCAGCAGAAUGGAGAGCAGUCUGCCUCAGGUGAUAUCAUUGGUGCUCUGGAGCUGGUCAACCGUGCCAUCGAGGAGGUUCGUAGUGAGGUGGAGCGGGAGAAGCGGAAGCUUUCACAGAUUGGGGAUGAAGAAUAUGACCCUAGCUCCAUCACCAGUUCUGCUGUGGAUGUUAUUAAAAGACCGAAUCCAGUGGCAGCAACUUCCCAGUUGGUUUAUGAUCCUGGGAAUUAUCAGAUGACACCGACAGAAUAUAAUCCCACUCCUUGCUGCAGCAAGUACACGCUGGAUUCAGACAUCCAGGGGAACCAUGCUAAUUCAAUGGAAUAUGUCCCCACUUCUAUAAAAAAACCUGCACCUAGGACUCAUACACCCCAUCUCACCUUCCCUCCUUCCAGCCCUUAUUCUAAUAACUCCUCUAAGUGUAAAUACAGCCUAGACAAUUGUAAACCAUCUACUGAUAUGGAAUAUGACCCCCUCUCCAACUACUCAGCCCGAAUUACUGGAAAGCACAAGAGGGAACAGAGUACACAGGCUGCAAAGAUGGAGAGCAGCAAAAUGCAUAAAUUAACUGGAACGGGGAGAUCAUCAACAGAUGAGGAAUAUGUACCAAUGGUGAAAAAGCCACGGCAACAGGUUGUAGACACGCAAAAGUAUUACACUAUUUCUGACUCUGAUGAAGAGAGCUCUGGAACACAAUAUAGACCCACAUCACUUAGUUCCCUCCAACAGAGAAAAGGCAAUAGCAGGUCAACUGAUGAUGCUGUCGGGACAGGGAAAAAAGAGAGGGAAGAGGGGACACUGAGUGCUCUGACACACAGGAGUAAAGAAGAGUCUAGGGAGCAGGCAGAGGUGAUGAGGGACCUGGACAGUCGGGAACUCGGUCGGCAAAAAGACCUAGAUAAGAAAGUAGCCUCUAGAUCCAGUCAAGGAAAGAAUGGCAAGUCUGAGAAGGUGCAUAAAGUUGAGAAGGGAGUGGACAGAGGAUCUAGUGUUAAAGGUGGCAGUUGUACCAACAGCAGCAGUAAGGACAAACAACUGACAAAGAAAUCAAGCCAUGACUCUGAAAAGAAUGACUGCAAGAGUGAGGGAAAAUUAGAUGACAGGAAAAGCAAGGUCAAGGAAAAAUCAGCGGAUAAAGUGCUGAGGGAGCAUGGAGAAGAGAAGAGAAGUGACAGGAAAAUCAAAACUGUGGAAAAGUUAAAAAGUGAGUCAAAUAAACGAGAGAAAGAUGGCCAAAAUGGAAAAGGGGAAAGCAAGAAAUCCAAGAUGUUGAACAAAGAAAAGGAGCAUGGUCGGCACAAGGACCAACACAGAAAUGGUAAACUUGAUACCAUUAGAAGAGAGAAGGACAUAAAGAAAAGCAGUUUUACUGGCAGUAGCAGCUAUAAUAAAGGUAGUUCUGUGAGCAGUAAAGACAGGGUGAAGAAGCACAGCAGCUCAUCAGGAGAGAAAGGAACAGUGAAGGACAAACGGCGAACGCCGAGUCUGAGCCAUGCCGACCUAUUUGGGGAUGAGAGCCCAGAGGAGGUUGACGCGCUAGAGGGUGAGGUUGGUGAUGAUGAUAAUGAAGCCGAGAAGGUGCUUGUUAGGAAAGUGGCUGAUGCUUUACAGAGACGAAGACAGUAUAAGAGGAUAACCUCAGUGCUAACACAGUCCUCUUCCGAAGACGAAGGGGGCUGGGGUGUUGGGGACGGUAGGACAGAUCACGACGAGGCAGAUGGUGGCGUGGACCUGUCCAUUCUCCAGGCGGAUGUGGACUUUGACUCAGACCCCAUGGAAGAGUGUUUACGAAUCUUCAAUGAAUCCAGGGAUGUUAAGAAGGAAGACAAGGGAAGGCAAGCUAAACAGCCCUCCAGAGAUUCAGAGGAGGAGGAAAGCACUGAGCACACUUUAACCACUCUCUACCCUGGCCAGAAGAAGAGAGUCUCCCAUUUUGCUGCCAAAGGAAAUACUGAUGCAAAUAGCAAGAUGGUGGUACGGCCGUACAGGAGACCCACAGCCCAGGAGAUCUGCUACCAACGUAUGCAGAUAGCCCAGCAGCAGGCCGCCCAGCUUGCUGCUGCAGUCAAGACGGCCUCUGCCUCCCCGAGCUCCAGCCCGGGCUUUUCUGGAGAGAGGAAGAGAAUAGCACACCGUCCCAGCCCACUGGCAUCAUCCACUUCCAAGUCUGAUGCCAAGCCCACUGCUAGCCGAGUGUUACUCCCCAGCAAAACUCUCACAGCCCAUCUGUCUGUCAAGGCCCAGACCUCAGCUGGUAUCAUGUCCAAGACCUCCACCACACUCAUACAAAAGAGGAUUGCCCACACUCCUACCAUGAAGAGUACUUCGAUGAAACGCCCAGUCAUCCCUACUGAAUUUGGGGCCAAGGUGCCCACCAACAUUCGCCAGCGCUACCUCAACAACUUCAUAGAUGAAUGUGUCAAAUUCUGCCCUUCGGAGGAAGCUGCCUUUAAGAUGGCCCUGGAUGAGGAGAAGAUGGUAUAUGAGCGCAGUAGUAGUAAAAACAUCUACCUCAAUGUGGCCGUCAACACCUUGAAGAAGCUCCGCAGCAAAAUCGGCUGUUCUUCUUUGCCUUCCACCAGUAUGUCACACAGACAAGCCCCAGGAUUAGCUAACAGAAGAGCCCAGUCCCAUGAGGAAGUUCUGGGGGGUCGUUUGGCUGCCACCACCAGCUUUACCAUCAACAGGAUGGGCAAACAGCAGGAGGAGAAACUUACUGGGGCCGCACUGUACAGGAAGCUGAAAGCGUACCUGUUGACAGAGGAGCAGCUCCAGGAGCAUGGCUAUCCCAGAGUGAGCCCAGAGUCUGCCGGCAGGGCUGUGAUCCACAACCUCCCAGAGAAAAAAAGCAUCACAGAUUCAUUCACAAAGGUAUGCUGUCGAUGCGGGGCAGAGUACAAGAUCAAUGUCAGUGGCGACUGUGUGCGCAAGGAGGAAUGUAACCAUCACUGGGGACGCUUACGCAGACAUAAAGCGGCUGGAGGUUGGGAGACCAGCUACAGCUGCUGCUCCGGGGCAGUAGGUUCUCCAGGCUGCCAGGUUGCCAAGCAACAUGUUCAGGAUGGACGUAAAGAGUCAAUUGAUGGCUAUGUGAUGACCUUCAGUAAGUCUCUACCACCAGAUGGCAAUGGAGGCGUAUACGCCCUGGACUGUGAGAUGUGCUACACUAAGCUGGGCCUGGAGCUGACCAGGGUGACUGUCAUCAACUCUGACCUGAAAGUCAUUUAUGACACGUUUGUCAAACCUUACAGCAAAGUGGUUGACUACAACACACGGUUUUCAGGGGUGACGAAGGAGGAUCUGGAGAGCACCACCAUCACCCUGAGAGAUGUUCAGGCAGUGUUGCUUAAUAUGUUCAGCGCAGAGUCUAUCCUUGUAGGACACAGUCUGGAGAGUGACCUCUUGGCUCUAAAGGUAAUCCACAGUGUGGUGGUUGACACCGCUAUCGUUUUCCCUCACCGCCUUGGCUUGCCAUACAAACGUGCCCUGAGGAAUCUCAUGGCUGAUCACCUGAAACGCAUAAUUCAAGACAGUGUGGAGGGCCAUGACUCAAGUGAAGACGCGAGUGCCUGCAUGGAGCUGAUGAUCUGGAGGAUUAAGGAGGAUGCAAAAAUCAAGAGAUGACCUUUGACCCCUCCUCUUCACUUUCCUCAUUACAACUCUCUGCUUUUAUGUGGGCUAACUGUUGCAGAGGGAAAGGCAUGAGAGUGGGGCAAGUGGGCUAAUAGCCCAGUACUGAUGGCAAGAGGGUGAGGUUGGGAUAGAGAUUAAGGGGCAAAAGAUGAGAUGGGGGUUGUUCAACCCAUUAGUGUUCUUAGGGGGCACCCUAGUAACAGUACAUUCAAAUUUGUCAUGUUGACAAGGUGCUACCCAUUCGAAAUGAAAGCUAUCAUCCCCUUCCAUUCAGAGCAAUAGGGACAGGAAUAAUCAGUGUUUUUAUUUGCGACUUAGACUUUCAGUUUUAAUUUGUUAGUAACGGUGUUUAUGUGUUGAUCUUUGUUUCACUGCUUGAGCAGUAACUUCUAAGGCCUGAGGUCUCAUCAAAAAUUCAUAAAUUAAAAUCCCUUCUCUACAAAUUUCCUUACAAUGCUAGGGCAUUGUCUGAUAAACUAUGGCAAAUAAUACUAUUGAUGCCAGGCUGAUUUCUCAGCCCAACUUGCACUAUAGAAUUGCCCUUGCCUUAUGUAGGGCCAAAGUCUGAGUACCUCAUGUGUAAUAAUGCAAAGACUUCUUUUUUUUUUCUUUUUUUUUUUGCAUCUUCUGCCUUUAUUGGAUAGUGAUAGUAGAGAGAGAGACAGGAAAGGCAGGGGAGAGACAGCAGCAAAGGGCCCGGGCCAGAUUUCAAACCCAGGCCACUGCAGUAAGAACUCAACCUUAUGUGAUACGUGCUGUACCAGGUGAGCCACCGGGGUGCCCCAUAAUGCAAAGACUUUCAACAAAUAAUGAUAAUUGACUUCUUGUUUGAGCAAAAUUUAGUGCAUCGAUAUCAUACAGGUUAUUUAACAUUACUGCUACCUAAAUGCACUUGUCUUUUUCACUUUGCACCUCACUUUGUCAUUUUUUUAUUUUUUUAUUUUAACUGACAUCAGGUAUAUUGUGGUUCAUAUUUCAUAGCAAGGUUAUUUUGUUGGCUCUUAAAUCUGAUUAAUCCUAUAAUACUUGAUUAGAAGACCCUGAAGUAGCUUUGGUUUCCCUUUUGUCUCGGCUACUACCUAGUUGGUUAAGUUGAGGGGGUGUAUUUACUGCAUUUCAUAACACAAACAAAACGUUGACUGUAUCUACCACUGUCUCGUGUCCUGAGCACUGCAUGAAACAAAAUUAUGGGAAUCAUAAUAGCAGAGAUUGGACAUAUUACUCCACACAAAGGCAAAACUGUUAAGUAGUGUUGAGAUACUCUAGUGGAAGUUAGCCCCCAUUAUUAAUUGCACACAACUAUCAUUUAAUAUAUAUUGGUUAACCUGUGUCGUUUUGUUGAAAGUGACAUAUAUGAUGACUGAAAAAGAUACUUGAGUGCUGUAAAUAUGCUGUAAGUAAAUUCCUUUUCUAUUUGUUCAUUUUUGGUUUAUCUUUUCUAUUAAAAAAA